Messenger RNA from Caenorhabditis auriculariae, 4667 nucleotides. Lineage: Eukaryota; Metazoa; Nematoda; Chromadorea; Rhabditida; Rhabditidae. The record is from the annotation of a GenBank genome assembly.
AUGGUGAAAUCGCCAAUUUUUUUCAAGUUCCGCACUGUGGUGACAAAGUCAGAACGGCGUUUUCGCGAUGAGGUUUGUUUUUUUUUCGUUGAAAAUGUUCUUAGGAAAUAACCGAAUUUGUUGAAAUAAUUAUCUAAGUUAAGGUUUUAAACGAAACAAAAAUUUUAAAACAGCACUAAAAAAAUAUUUAACGUCUUUAGUCUGUUCACAUUUUGAAUGUCAAGCUCCGCCCCUUUUGGCGCGAGCGUUUUUGAAUGACGUCGUAUCACUGAAAUUCAGAAUCUGAAUGGAAGUUUAAGGACUUAAAUAGUUUUGACAUCUAUAUUUUCUUUAGAUUAUCCAAUUUAUUUAUCUUUCAGUGAGUUCCAAAAUCAUAUAAUGCCGUGUUCAAAGUGAUCCCGUGAAUUUGAAAACAGUCUUCGGAGAGUGAAAAGAAUAGUUGAACUUUAAAGAGUCCGAGAUAAUUUUGAACUCUGCGGAAAGGACUUUGAACGCGGCAGAAGCGAGAAAAUUUGCAGGGUGGACGAUUUUUUAAUGGCUCAGAAUAGCUUUUACAUUUUUUCCAGAUGAACCAAUUUCAAGUGGAAUCCAGGCAACUAUGCGAAGAAGUUGGGCUCGCUUCAAACAUUGUGAGAAUUCUUCUCGAGGAGGCUCAGAGGAGAGUGAAUAAACCCGAAGUCUUGUUCGACCGAAGAAUGAACAUCAUGCUGGCGGAUCUACAAAAACAGCAAUCGAAGUCAUCCUCAGCCGAUCAAAUCGAAGCCCUCCGACGAGAUUUCGAAACCAAAACGGCUGAGCUUGAGGCUUUAAAAAAUCGAGAAAAAGAGAACUGGAGCCUGUUUCUGGAGUUGCGGAAAAAUAACCACGACCUUCAUGAGAAAGUUGUCAGCCAGUUCAUGCGCGAGAAGGAGCUGAUCGAGAACCUGGUUCGUGAGCUCGAGGAAAACCGGGAAGGAUCUUCGAAGGUUAAUUCGCAUUUUUGAUGUUUGAACUCUGAAAACUGAUGGUAGGAAGGAACUUUGGGUUCCCGAAUAUUCGUGAGCGUUUAUUGUGCAUACAGCAAUCUUGGAGGCUCGUAUCUUUGAAAAUUUGAAUCUUUGCAACCGAUUCUUAGGAAUAUUCACCUCUUUUCUGAUUUUUUAUAAUUUUUCCAAUGUUUUUGUUAACAGAAGUUGAUGGAGAAUGUAUACAGAGUGAAUGAAAAUGUGGUAGCCGUUCUGCAGCGAAUAUUUGACAAAGUGUAUGCGAGAAAGACGCAUUUUUUUUUUAUAAAAAGUUAGUUGAAAAAAAUCAUACAGUGUUCAUUUGUGGUCGAAACACGGCACCUUCACAAUAAAACGACAAAGGAAAAAAAAUGUAGGAAAAGAAAAGGAAGUUCAAAAAAGAGUGGAAUAUUCCCAAGAAUCGUGUGCAAAGAUUCAAAUUUUCAAAGAUUCGAGCAUCCAAGAUUGUUGUAUGCACAAUUAACGCUCACGAUUAUUCGGGAACCCAAAUUUCCUUCCUACCAUCUGAAAACUGUUCGAUCAAAGUCGGAAUGGUGGAUAAUGAACGGUGAUAUGAAAAAAGCACCAGCGAAAAUUCAAACGGCGACUUUUCCGAUUUUUUCAUAUCGCUAGGGAACUUUCCGACGGCUACCUUUCCGAUGAAUCUUUUUCCGACUUUUUUUCUCGAUAAAAUUUUCGUUUUAAAUAUUCCUAUAUAAAGUAAACUAGUUAUUCAUGUUUAAAACACAAAGAAAUAGAAAAAAAAAUUUUAAUAGAUGUUUUAUAAACCGAAAAGCAUAAGGGAAAAAAUUCGGAAAGGGAUUCGGCGGGAAGGUGCCCGUCGGAAAGGGAUUCGGCGGGAAGGUGCCCGUCGGAAAGUUCCCUGCCAGUAUGAAAAAAUCGGAAAAGUAGCGGUUCGAAAAUUCGCCGUAUUUUUUUUUUCAUACCGCCUAAUGAGCGCUAAAACGGCGGCAAAAAGGCAGCAAAAAGAUUUUUUUUUCCAAGCCUUCUGUUUUUUCUGGGAUUUUAAAGGCUCAAGAAAUGGUGGAAAAAGAAGAGGCAGCAAGAAUGGUGCAUAAGAGCCGAUGAAACGGACAGCAAAAAGGAACCUUUCUCGCUUUGAAAGAAAAAUUUCUAUAAAGCCGUUCCGACGCUUCCGACUUUGCCCAUGUGAACAUAACUGGCCGGUGAAAAGGAAAUAUUCAGGCAAAAAUGAAAGAACACCUUGUAGUUCCUAUUACUCAAAACAGCGCAGAAGUUGCUUUUUUUCGAUGCGGAAUUCCUUGCAAAACAUGGAGUUCCUGGAAAAACAGUUAUUUGAAUCGAAUAACUUUUCUCGCGGCACAUAAUUUUAUCAUUUUUUCAAGUUUUCUUGCACGGACUUCAUUGUGAAGGAGCUAUAGAUUACGAAGCUAUCUUUUUUUCCUUUGAACUGUUUUUUUUUAACUGAACGUUAAUUUUCAGCCUAUCUGGUGUUAUCAUCUUUCCAUAAGCAAUUUUUCUUUUUGAUUUUGACUUUUUCUUUAUUUGAUAAAUCCGGGUUUUGUGUUUUUUUUUUAAUUGAAAAUUUUCUGGCGAAUCGAGAAGGUACCAUAAUGGUCCCCACAGGUACCUCUCAAAAUAGAUCGUGAAGGACCCGAUAAUGUGUCCAUCGUGAGACCUCCGGCAUACCUUUUAUCUAUAUCUGAGCCAUAUCGGAGGUACUUCGAAGCCUCUCUCAACCCCUCUCAUUUUUUUUUUUCAAAAUCCUCAGAGGUGUAAUUGAGGUACCAUCGUGAGGCUUCAGAGCCUCCGAUAUACCUCAGAGGGUCUCGCGAUACCCUUUCUCGAUUCGCCUACGUGGUAUUUUUCAGCCGGAAACCCGUAAGAUCGUGUGGUCGGCUAUCGAAGCUCUGAAGGAACUCUACGAAAAUAGACGAAACUUGAGAGAUGAACACCUCAAUCGGAGAGAUUCCCUGGCUGGUCAGCGUUUCGAGUGGAAGAAACAGUUCAACGAGUUGGCCUUCUCCGAAGAAGAAGUCGACGCGGAAUUCGCCUCCGUCAUGACCAUAUUCUCGAAAAGAGUCGCCAUGUUACGUGACCCUUUCCUCUUGAAAAUGUGCUCUUCCCUCGAAAGUUACCUUGGCAAAGCUAAUGUUCGCCGAUUCCAAUCCAACAGCUCUCAGGUGCAAAAAAAACUUUUUUGUCAUCGAUAUAAGUUUUUCAGAGAAUUCCUCACGGCCCUGAUGGCCGCGUAAAAAUUUUCGCGGAACGUCAACUCUCGAUUUUAGACGAUCCCCUUCCGAUAAACUUCCAUAAGUAUUUUUUGAGAAACGAGGUGCGUUUCUUUUUUUUUCACCGAAAAAAUGGACUUUUUUGAAGAAUCGAAACGUCUCCGUUUCCGAAUCUGAUGAUUUUUACCACCUUUCUGGGCUUGAGGUAAUCUGAAAACUCUUUUUCAAGAAAAAUCAGGAAAUUUCAGAGCGACAGGGAGAAUGAUUUCGAAAAGUCGCCGCGUCCUGAUUCGCGUGGAUCGGUUUUUUAUUCAAAUUCGAAGAGAUUCUCUUUAAAAUAUGUGUACUUUAGGUUACGGAAUUUCGGGGAGAACUUGAAAAUUUUUGAAAAUGUCGACCAAUUUGCGACUGCUCCCAUCAAGAUUCAUCAUCAAGACGUAGGCGCCCAAAAAAAUUUUUUUAUUUUUGAAAUUUUUUUAUCCUUUAAAAAAAUAAAGUGAAGAGGUUUAUUAAUUUUUUUAUUCGAAGAUUCUGAACGCCAAUAGCAACCCAGCCAUCUCCCGAGGCGAUUUCGACCGAAAUUCUGUACUUCGCCGAAAUUUCCGCGUCCAGGUGAACAAUUUUUUUCGUUUCGUAGUCGUUGGAAUUCAAAGCGAAAAAAAUAAUUUUUGAAAAAAACUUGUAAAUUUUUCAGUGUUCUAGGCCAUUUUUUUCGUGUUAAAUCUCUGAAAGGAAGGUUUAUUCAGGCAAAUAAAAAAAAAUAUUUUUGGAUAUCCAGAAAAUAAUUCAGAACGUUUAUAAAUUUUUUUCCGAAUUUCCUACGAUUGCUUUUUUUAAGAGAGGAGACCAUUUUUUUAAAUUUUACAAAAUGAAAAAAAGAAGGAAAUUAUUUUUCACACUAAAGUUGAAUAGAAUUUAUCGAAGAAUAUUAAAAAAAAUUUCAGAUCGAUACGCUCGAAAAAGCCCGACCAUGAGGAUGACUACGAAAACGAAGAAUUUGAGGUUUUUCUUGUCCUUCUCUAUGAGAAUUUCUCGAAUAUUUGUCCAGGAACUUCUGGGACGAUUCAGAAAUGUUAAUCAGGAUCACUUAAAUUUGAAAACACGUCUCGGGGAUAUGAUGAAGCUGAGGAAGACAGUCAUUUUGGAUGAAAUCGAGGUUUUCCGCAGUUUUGAAAAUGAAUUGACCUCAAGUUUAGGCCCACGUUGCAAAUUUGAUGGCGAUCAAACGUGAACUCGACUUUUCUUUGGGUAGUUUUCAGGUAAUUUUUCAAUUUUACAGAGUUAAAAUUUCAAGAAAAGCUAGUUAUAACCUGAAAAACAAAAUUUGAAUAACUCUCGAAAAAUUCUAAAUGUUACCUUUUUACAGGUGGACGAUUCGAUUUGGCUGUCGUUGAACUCCGUGGCUCGAGCACUGGAAGAAAUCGCAAAUAAAGGCGAAACGAUGCAGAAAAUCGAAAAAGAAUUUUCUUGA